Bolinopsis microptera is the source of this 3593-nucleotide messenger RNA. RefSeq names its product glutamine-dependent NAD(+) synthetase-like. Gene Ontology annotation, biological process: NAD+ biosynthetic process. Gene Ontology annotation, molecular function: NAD+ synthase (glutamine-hydrolyzing) activity; glutaminase activity; ATP binding. NCBI's taxonomy places the organism in Eukaryota, Metazoa, Ctenophora, Tentaculata, Lobata, Bolinopsidae. Gene Ontology annotation, cellular component: cytoplasm. The record is from RefSeq and is a predicted model, not a curated record.
UUUCAGUUAAUGGCAAGUGGUGGUCCUAGCAGUCCGCUUAAAGUCUGUAUUGCUUCUUGCUCGCUGAAUCAAUGGGCUUUAGAUUUUGAUGGAAACUACAGUAGAAUAUGCAAUACCAUCAUCCAAGCUAAGGAGCAGGGUGCUUUGAUAAGAGUAGGAACAGAGUUAGAAAUCUGUGGGUAUGGAUGUUACGAUCACUUCUAUGAACCUGAUACUCUGCAGCACUGCUGGCAAACACUGGCCCGUUUGUUGACAAACACAGAUUUGCGUGGUAUCUUAGUUUUCACUGGAAUGCCUGUCAUGCACAGAGGAGUCUUGUACAACUGUACAAUUGCAUUCCAUGAUCAGAAAAUUGUUUUCAUAAGACCAAAAAGACAUCUUGCCAAUGAACUGAAUUACAGAGAAAUGAGGUACUUUGUGAAUUGGAAACGCUCCAGGCAUGUGGAACCAUUCAUUCUUCCCAAGAUUAUAAAUUCAGUAACAAGACAAUUGAAAGUGCCAUUUGGGGAUGGAGUUAUAACUACACUCGACAACAUUGACAUAGGAUGCGAGACUUGUGAGGAGUUGUUUGUACCACACUCCCCUCAUAUUGACAUGAGCCUGGAUGAUGUGUCUAUCUUUGUGAACAUGAGCGCAAGUCAUCACAUUCUCAGAAAGUUAAAUUAUAGAAUAGAUCUUAUUCUACACAGCAUGAAAAAGGUUGGAGGUAUCUACAUGUAUAGCAAUCAGAAGGGUUGUGAUGGAGACAGAACCUACUAUGAUGGGUGCCCUAUGAUUGUUGUUAAUGGAAAACUUGCUUCUCAAGGAACUCAGUUUGGUCUGCAGGACACCGAAGUGGUAACAGCAGUUGUUGAUAUAAACGAUGUGUACAAUUACCGCUCAGCAGUGAUGUCUCGGUCUCAUCAAGCCUCAGCUGUGGAACACUACCCUAGAAUAAGCGUGGAGCUAUCGUUAGGGGGCCAGUGCGAAAGAGCAGCUCAGGUAGUAGCCAGCUCCUCCCAUCUCAGAUAUCACACCCCUGAGGAGGAGAUAUGUUACGGGCCCGCCUCCUGGCUCUGGGACUACCUGCGCCGCAGCAAGAUGGCCGGCUUCUUCCUCCCCCUCAGUGGAGGUAUUGACAGUGCGAGUGUCGCUCUGAUCGUCAGCAGCAUGUGUCACAUGGUCGUGUACGCGGUGGGGGAAGACAAUGAUAACCAGGUGCUGCGCGACGUGCGCUCACUAACGCGUCUCCCUAACUACACUCCUACCGACCCUGCGGAGCUGUGUGAGAAGAUACUUGUUACUGCCUACAUGGGAACUAGUAACUCGAGCAAGGAGACAGAGAAGCGCGCUGGAGCGCUCUCUCACGACAUCGGCAGUUAUCAUGUGAACAUAAACAUAGACGGUAUUAUAAAGGCUAUCAUGACGGUGUUUUCUCUCUUCACGGACAAAACACCCCAGUUCAAGGCGCAUGGUGGAUCACCAGUAGAGAAUGUGGCACUUCAAAAUAUUCAGGCACGAGUACGCAUGGUGACCGGGUACCUGUUCGCUCAGCUGAUAAACUGGGCCCGGGGCAAGUCGGGUUCUCUUCUGGUCCUGUCGUCUGCUAAUGUAGAUGAGAGUCUGGUAGGGUACCUGACUAAGUAUGACUGUUCCAGUGGUGAUCUCAACCCUAUUGGCAGCAUUUGUAAGAAGGAUCUCAACGCUUUUGUUGCUCACAGCAAGGAGAUGUUUGGGUUCCCGAGUAUAGACAAUUUCCUGACGGCAGUGCCCACUGCUGAACUAGAGCCCAUCAGUGAUAACUACACUCAAACUGAUGAACAAGAUAUAGGACUCACUUACAAUGAGCUCAAUGAUAUCGGCAAACUCAGGAAAAUAGACCGAUGUGGCCCGUACUUCAUGUAUAAGAGGUUAGCCUGUAUGUGGACUAUGCAGCCCAAAGAGUUGGGAGACAAAGUGAAGCUCUUCUUCCAGAAGUACGCUAUAAACCGGCACAAAGCUUGUGUCAUCACACCUUCCUACCUCUGUGAGCUGUACUGUCCUGAUGAUAACAGGUUCGACAUGAGACCGUUCCUCUACAACCCUAAAUGGGACGUUCAGUUCAGGGAGAUAGAUAACAGUAUAAAGAUAGGGGUACUGGCUAAGCAGCAUGCUGCUCCGUCCACUGCUUCCAUCGACAAGUUUGGAAAAAGGUAAAUUACGUGAUGUCAUAUUAUAAACACGUGACGUGACGUCACAUUACAUACACGUUACGUCAAACAGGAGAGUUAUAAACGAUGAUUGUAUGUAUAUUGUAAUGCGUGAUAAUGUCAUUAUAUGUGUAACGUUAUAUGCUCUAAGGUUUAUUGUGGAUGGUGUUUUGAAGUAGGUAAAGAAAAUUUAUGAUCAGUAAUAUUUUGAUUUUUCUUAUAAACAGCAAUAUGGAUUUAAUCUUAAAAUCGUUAUUAAUUGAUCAUAAUAUUAUAGUUUAAAUCUUUAUCAUGUUUGUUAUUUUUCCUUUAGUGAAAUAAGUCAUGAAUGCCUCAGACUGAUUCAUAAGUCAUUUUUGAGCCAAAUAUUUUAUUGUAAUAGUUAAAUUAAAUCAUGAUCUAAUCAGUUUUAAGUUGUAUCUACUCUUAACAUUGCAUUUUUUCUAAGCUUAUUAUUAUCAAAUAUUUACAAUUUCAUGAUAUUUAUAAUGUAUGAAAAAUAUGACAUAAUUGUCAUAUCAUAUUCAUGUCAAGCCAAUUUUAAGGUAACAGUUUAUUUAAUACAAAGGCUGGAAAUUUCAUUUUCGUUAAAGAAAUAAAACGAAUUUAGCUGACUUUUUCUAAAGUAAAUUACAUCAUUUAUCUCGACUUUACGAAGUAUACAUAUAAUAUUAUAUUGGAUUUAAGGCUCCAAACAAGAUCGCAGAUUUCAACCCAGAUUAGGGUAUCCGAAACAUUGUCCAAAUAACAGAGGUAUGCUAAUGGGUCUGUACCCCUGGUGCAGGAGCAACUCUAGGUCUGCUAACUGAUAUUUUGCUCUGGUAUAAGCUUAACGAGUUGACCGUGUCUCCUCUGGUCACACGCCUAACAGAAUCAUGUCAGUAGAUCUGGUCCGUUAUUGUAUUUAAAAUCGAAUCCAGGGGGUCAGGAGUAAACUUCUGCAGAUAUUCAUACCUUUGUUGGUAAUGCAGUGUUUUGUGAGUUGGUUGUUACGAACAUAAAUUUGGAACUUUGUAUUUAAGGAUCAGGUAAUAUAUAGUCUUAUCUUUAUUCUGUUAUCUCUGUUCUUGAUAAUCUUAUCUUUGUUCUCAUAUCAUGUUUUAACAUGCAUGAAACUUCUUUUGAUUUUGGCAAUUUCACUCGUGACAUAACAAUAAUAUCACUUUACCCUUUUAUAGCUUGUUGUUGUCAUAUAAUUGUUUCUACUUUUAUGCGACACUGUCUUUUUCACUGUUAUUUUAUACUGAUACAUUUUCGAGAAUUAAUCUUUAAAACUUAUAAUAAUACAUUUAUAUUAAAGCAUAAUAUUACGUCGAUGUUAUAUAUUUAUAUUUGUAUAUUCGCAAAUGAUUAUUUGUAAUUUGAUAGUGAUAAAAUGGUUUGCGGUUGAAAAUUUGUAUUUCUUAAUUUUAUAAGUUGAUUCAU